Helobdella robusta is the source of this 327-nucleotide messenger RNA. RefSeq lists its product as hypothetical. The record is from RefSeq and is a predicted model, not a curated record. NCBI's taxonomy places the organism in Eukaryota, Metazoa, Annelida, Clitellata, Rhynchobdellida, Glossiphoniidae. The coding region runs from base 1 to 327 and encodes 108 amino acids. The transcript is spliced from 3 exons.
AUGGUUAAACUGACCACCGGCUAUAUGGAUCGGCCGUUUAUAAGGACCAAAUCUUCUUCUUCAAAAAAACGAAUCCUAUUUUUCAAGCAGAUGCACAAUAAUAAUAAUAAUAAUAAUGAUAAUAAUAAUAGGAAGAAAAAAAAGAAAAAAAGUAGCGUUCUUGAUCAUAUUAGUUUAGCAAGUUUUCAAAGACGUCAACUUCCACCGGACACACUGUGUUCGAGUGAAUGCGCGUGUCUCCAUGCCAAGGCAUUCCUGAAAGAACUUCUUAAUCAGAACCUCCUACAAGCACCCACCAGUACAACCGCGCAUGAAGACACAACAUAA